Molecule: messenger RNA, 2229 nt
Organism: Cooperia oncophora
Lineage: Eukaryota; Metazoa; Nematoda; Chromadorea; Rhabditida; Trichostrongylidae
Source: the annotation of a GenBank genome assembly
AUGCCAUUCUUAGCCGCCAUUGCCGAGAUAGCUGCAGCAAGGUAUGAGCGAUCCCUGGUUCUCCUUCGGAAGUGCAUUGAAGACGACACCCUGUCAGAGACAUUCCGUGGAAUGCUUAGAGAUAUUCGUGUUGAUAUUCUGUCUCGAUUACGCCAUCCGGUUUUCUUGGAUGCUUUGAGUUGCCCAGCUGAAUUCUCGCUUUGGAACGAAAAUGAGAAGUUGGAAGGACACCCCGAGGGAUAUGGGAUGCAUGCAGAGACGUUCACGAGUGGGCUUACUGCUAUCAACUUUUUUUCAAGAGCUGAAGUAGCGAGCAUGCGUGAAAACGUCGCGAACACGGCCCGUUUGGUCCUGAUGACGGAUGGAGGACAACGGCUUCAUGGCAGAUUGGCGGUCUUAAAUCAGCUAGCUGAUGUGUUCUGGCGAAAAUGGGCAGAAAAAGACGAUCGAUCUCUGAACUCGAAUGCGGCAGUCCUGUCAGAUUUAGCAGCAUCGUUCCUUGUAGAAAAUGGGGAAACUUAUGAUGCUGGUGAACGUCUUCGCCUUGGUAGGCAACUGGCGUUGUGGGCAGAGAGACUUGGAUGCUCAAGUCCUGCACAUCUGCAUCUGCCGUUGGCUAAAUUGGCUAGGAAGACAGGCAAUCCGAUGUUGGCUGGUGUUCAUCUGCAUAAAGCCAGUAACAACCCGGUGCUCAUCAAUAACAGUCCAGUACUGAACAGCUUAAAGGUCGCAGUACAAGGAACGAAAAUGAUGUGGGAAAUCGCAUCACCGGAACAACGGGCUCGAAGUUUUGUGACCGUAUUCGCAACACUUCAAGGAGGCUAUGAAAUGAUGUGCCAUUCCUAUCAAGUUAUCGCUGCCAACGUAAAUAUGAAUGGCGACAUGGAAGAAUGUCGUGAGAUGAUGGGUUGUGAUCUGGUCGGAAGUCUCCUAGCUGUUGCCACAGAAGUCGCUCCUACUCUUGGUAAAGCCCAUCGUAAACUAGGUGAUUGGGCGUUUAAUUCGGCUGAAAGUGCCGAUAACGAAAAGGAUAGGCUGCUAUUUUCUAAGAAUUAUCGAUUUAUUAACGAAGUGACAGUCAUUUCACGAGCCUUUGGGCCCAAAUACGUCAACGCCGUUCCGUCUUUUACAAUUUAUCCGUUUCGUCCUAUUUCUCCUACAUUUCUUCGCACUUGGGCGGCAAAACGACAUUUUACCGCAGCUGUUCGCUCGGCUAUCCCAUCCGGUAAAAGAGGUUCGAGAAUCAUUGCUGGGACUCUUGUCAAGGCUUUGUUCUCCGCUCCACAUGCCAUAGUUUUUCAAGCAGUCGCGGGAGCUUCAUCCAGUAUGCUAGUGGCAAGUGAGGAUGAUGUGAUUGAAACAAAUGAGAAGGAGGAUGAUGAGAGUAGCAGCAAAGAACGUUGCCUGAUGUUCGAAGGAUGCCGUGUGCUUGUGUCCGUACUUGAAGGUCAUUAUCCCGAUCUGGUUAAGGAUGUGAGAGAAUUCGUCAAUGAACUACAGCGAAUCAAUUUGUUGAAUGAGGAGAGACUUGAACAGAUUGCAGGAUUACGAGUUAUGUCUUCAGGUGGACCUUUUGUGCUGGCCAAUUUGGACCAUGAAAUGGAGAAACGUUUAGAGCAGAUCCGAGCAGAAAGCGAGAAAACGGUCAAUACCGCCCAUUUGGACGAGAAGACUCGUUUGGAUAUAAUUGCCGAGAAAUCGCGUUUGAUUACUUCAUCUGUGUACCGGAUUCUUGAUGAUCUUUACGAGAGAACAUGCCUCCGAGAACCAACUACGCAGAACGAACGAGCUUUCGUGCAGUUGUACGGCGAGAAGCUGCAGUCUGUAUUCGAGCAAUCUCGUGCCAAUAGAAAGAGUCCAGAAAAGUCAUGGGCGCCUUUCAAGCAUAUGCUAGGAAUACUACUGCAGAAGAAUUCUCGUCGUGGUGGCCAUUCUUUGCAAAUGCCAGAGAUAUCUCCAAUUCUAAGCGAGCUGUCCAAGAGCAACAUUCCGAUUCCUGGCCAAGAGAAUAUCGAGUUCAGUGAAGUAGUGACGAUUGACCGCGUAGUAAAGAACGCUCUUGUGUUACCAACAAAGACCAGGCCGAAGAAGAUAGCGUUCAUUGGCAGCGAGGGAAAAGAGCAUAUGUUCCUGUUCAAAGGCCAAGAAGAUCUUCAUCUGGAUGAGCGAAUUAUGCAGUUGUUGCAUAUUUGUAAUCUUAUGCUUGCUGGUAAUUCAUCAAGUCGGUAG